GUUCAAAACAACUUUAGUAUAAAAACAGUUACUGGAAAGCUCAUAAAUAUAUCAUAAAUCUUCUACAAUGGCUAAGGCUUGCAGAGUUAAACAAAGAACUAAAAAUCAUAAAAGGAAAAAAAUAUUUAAUGUAAAAAAGAACUUAGUUGUAAAUAAUGUUGAUAUGGAUGUAAAUAUGGAAUCGAAUAUUGUAGAUAUGAAUAUAAAUGUUAUUACAAGUGUUGAAGAUGUAAAUGUAAAUAUGGAGAAACCAGUUGAUCUUAACUUUAUUAAUUCUAAUGAAAUAUGUGCUUCUGCUAGAAAAAUAAAAAAAAUUUCGUCAUCGCAUCCAAAGGUAUCUAGUAAUAUAGUUACUGGAUACCGUUUUAUAGAUUUAGAAAUACUAAAUUCUAUAGUUUCUACCCUUAGAUGUCCAGAAUGUAUGUCAUCUAAGUUGUUUCUCUCUGAAAAUGAAAACAAGAGAAAAGGUCUAGCGUCUUGUCUUUAUGUUAACUGCUGUGUGUGUGAUUAUUCAAGAGAAUUUUACACCUCAACAUUGAAUAUACAAAAAAGUUUUGAUAUUAAUACCAGGGCUGUAUAUGCUAUGAGAUCAUGUGGUCAAGGCUAUUCUGGAUUCUCAAGAUUUGUCUCAUUAAUGGACAUGCCUAAACCAAUGACUGCUAAUAAUUAUAAUAAAAUUGUUAUAAAACUAACUAAUGCAGUAAAAUCUGUAGCUGAAGAUACUAUGAUGGAUGCUGCUCAAGAGUUAAAAGACUUGAAGAGUAAUUUUAUUUUAAAUUCUAUUCCAGACCAUGUGCCCAAUGUUAUUGAUGUUGCAGUAUCAUGUGAUGGCACUUGGCAGCGACGAGGCUAUUCUUCAAACAAUGGUGUUGUUUCUGUUAUUUCGAUGGAAACAGGCAAAGUAAUAGAUGUUGAAGCUAUGAACAAGGUAUGUAAAGCAUGUUUUCAUAAAGAACAUCUAAAGAAAGGAAACCCAUUAGCCUAUGAAAUAUGGCAUGAUAAACAUAAAUGUACUUUUAAUUACCAAGGACUACCUGGUGGAAUGGAGCCAGAGGGAGCCCGCAGAAUAUGGGGUAGAUCUAUCGAAAAACAUAAUCUACGAUAUACUGAUUUCUAUGGCGAUGGUGAUAGCAAAGGUUAUGAUGCUGUAAAAAAUGUUUAUCAAGGUGUUCUUGUAAAUAAACUUGAAUGUGUUGGCCAUGUGCAAAAAAGAGUUGGAACACGUUUACGUAAUUUAAAAAAAAAGAAAAAGGUCUUGGUGGCCGUGGAAAAUUGACCGAUGCAACUAUCGAUCGUCUCCAAAAUUAUUAUGGCAUUGCAAUUCGCCAAAACAAAAAUAAUUUAAGUGCUAUGAAAUCUGCUAUAAGAGCUACACUUUAUCAUGUUGCUUCAUCAAAAAAUGAAAAUUUACAUUUUCCUCACUGUCCAGAAGGUUCAAAUAGUUGGUGUCGGUAUAAUCGUGACAAAGCAAACCAUACCUCAACAUACAGACCUGGUCCUGGCUUACCAAUAUCUAUUGUUUGGAAACUUAAGCCAAUUUAUGAUGAAUUAAGUGAUGACAUUCUUUUAAAAAAAUGUCUGCAUGGCCUUACCCAAAAUAACAAUGAGUCUUUUAACAUGACAAUAUGGGAGCGUAUACCAAAAGGCCAUUAUGUUUCGCUUACGCAUCUUCAAUUUGGCACUUUUGAUGCAGUUGCCCAUUUUAACAUUGGUAGACAAGCUAGUGUUUUAGUUUUAGAAAAAAUGAAUUUAAGACCUGGAAAGUAUUUGUUAGAAGGAUGUAGGAAAAUUAAUCAAAAGCGAUUAUACUUAGCCAUAUAUAAAAACACAGAACGAGCAAAGAAACGCAGACAAGUAAUUCGUGGAAAAAAGAAAAGUCGAUAUGACAAAUCUCUUGAAAAAGAGCAAAACCCAUAUCAAACUGGUGCAUUUUAAGAAUUAACUUAUUUUAUUAUAUAUAGAUUUGCAUAUUUAAUAACACUAUUUUUGAAUUUUU
This is a messenger RNA of Hydra vulgaris (swiftwater hydra), 1996 nucleotides long. The record is from RefSeq and is a predicted model, not a curated record. Lineage: Eukaryota; Metazoa; Cnidaria; Hydrozoa; Anthoathecata; Hydridae.